AUGUCGAGUAAACAAGGGACCUCGCUUGUUGAUAUAACGAAGUCUCUUCUGGCCAGCGUGCAGGAAAGCCAACAAAGCCAGGAUCAACAGCAAACUAAUGAAGGUUUGAUGCAACACAAAAAGAUGAGCAACGACACUUCAAUUGACGAAGAAGAAGAAGAUCAGCGCAUAAGAAUCAAAGAAAACAACACGCAACUCUGGACUGCAUUAGAUCUCAGUGGUCAGAUGAUAACAACCAUUUCACCUAAAUUAUUCCAUUAUGGUUUCCUUAGAAGACUAUACCUCAAUGGAAACAACUUGAGAAAAGUACCAGAGGCAAUUUUACAAUUGAAAUCUUUACGUGUGCUUGAUCUUUCGUUCAACAUGUUAACGGAACUUCCAGGAGAAUUAGGAAUGCUUUUCAAUUUAAAAUAUUUAUACCUUUUCGGAAACGAUUUGAAAGAUGUUCCAUAUGAAUUUGGAAAUUUAUACCAACUUGAGUUUUUGGGAGUGGAAGGAAAUAAAGACUUCAAUCAGGAAUUUGUCAACAUCAUUGCAAAGAAAGGAACCCGUGGCUUGAUAAUUCAUUUAAGGGAUGAAGCACCACGCUUGCCUCCUCCUGAACCCCGUAAAUGGAUAGAAAUUGGAGAUGAUGGGGAACCUAAUCUAAACCCUGAUGAGCAAAAGCCGGCCAUUGAAUGUGAUCUCUCUUCUACCAGCUCUAAUUCGUUUACUUUGAUGAGCUACAACACUUUAUGUCAACACUAUGCCACUCCAAAAUUUUUCAAGUACACCCCAUCGUGGGCGCUCGCUUGGGAAUAUAGAAGACAAAAACUUACAGACGAAAUACUCUCGUACAAAACAAACAUCAUCUGUCUCCAGGAAGUUGAAACCAAAACAUAUGAAGAAUAUUGGGUUCCGUUAAUGGAAAGCAAUGGUUAUAAGUCUGUUUUUCAUUGCAAAAGUAGAGCGAGAACUAUGAAUGAUAAGAAUGCAAAGAAGGUAGAUGGUUGUGCUACGUUUUUCCAGACCUCAAUGUUCGAAUUGAUCGACAAAAAAAUCAUCGAAUACGGAAGAGUGGUAAUGACUCAAGACAAAUAUAAAAAGACUGAGGACAUAUUCAAUAGGUUCAUGAACAAGGAUAACAUAGCCUCCAUCUCUAUAUUGCAACAUAUCCCCACCGGAAAUAAGAUUGUAUUAGCAAACACACAUUUACAUUGGGAUCCUGAAUUUAAUGAUGUGAAAACAAUGCAAGUUGCAGUCCUUUUGGAGGAAUUGCGCGUGCUUCUUCUAAAAUAUACGAAUAGCAAAGAUGAGUUGAAUAAAAUUCCAUUGGUGAUAUGUGGUGAUUUCAAUUCCCAGACAGAUUCUGCUGUGUAUCAAUUGUUCUCUCAAGGUUCAGUGAAAGAGCAUUAUGAUAUUAAGGGGAGGGAUUACGGAAAGUUCACCUCUGAAGGAUGCACGCACCCAUUCCAUUUGAAGUCAGCCUAUGGAGCUAUUAACGAGCUUCCAUUCACAAAUUUCAGUCCUACCUACACAAAUGUCAUAGAAUAUAUUUGGUACUCAACGGGAACAUUGUCUGUUAGAGGUUUGCUAGGAGAAAUGGAUCCCAACUAUGCCAAAAGGGUCAUUGGACUACCGAGUGCAGAUUUUGUUUCCGAUCACUUACCAUUGAUAUCUAAGUUCGAGUUCAAGAAAUCAUCUUCAGCGAAGAAAGUUAAGGUUGAUUUCCGAGAUGGCAGUUUUUCCAGAAAGACUUGA
Ogataea parapolymorpha DL-1 is the source of this 1740-nucleotide messenger RNA. Its product is annotated as Glucose-repressible alcohol dehydrogenase transcriptional effector. The record is from RefSeq and is a predicted model, not a curated record. Gene Ontology annotation, biological process: nuclear-transcribed mRNA poly(A) tail shortening. Gene Ontology annotation, molecular function: poly(A)-specific ribonuclease activity; protein binding. The coding region runs from base 1 to 1740 and encodes 579 amino acids. Lineage: Eukaryota; Fungi; Ascomycota; Pichiomycetes; Pichiales; Pichiaceae. Gene Ontology annotation, cellular component: nucleus; cytoplasm; CCR4-NOT complex. The transcript has a single exon.